Molecule: messenger RNA, 1131 nt
Organism: Aphidius gifuensis
Lineage: Eukaryota; Metazoa; Arthropoda; Insecta; Hymenoptera; Braconidae
Exons: 4
Coding region: 1-1131 (376 amino acids)
Source: RefSeq, a predicted model, not a curated record
AUGAGUCAAGAAAAGAUUCAAGAACAACAUCAUCAUCAUGUUGACGAAAAAAUAGAUCUCAUUAACACUAUAGAUCAUGAUUCAUUGGCACAAAUAUUCAUGCUGCUGUCAGUACCCGAAAGAAUGACCAUGGAAAAAGUUUGUACCAAAUGGGAAGAGGCAUGUAAACUAGCUUGGUACGACAUUAAAGAAUACACAUUCGGCGAAUCAAUUGGUCGUUUUUUUGAUGAUAAUUUGUUGACAAAAUCAUAUGUUGAAAAAUUAUUAUCAAAUUUUGGUAAUUAUUUGAGAGAUUUGUUUCUUUUGGAAAAUUGCGAUUCAAGUAUCAUGCCAAUCAAUAUAAGAAAAUUCAAACAACUUCAAUAUUUGUCAUUGAGUGGCUGCCUUCUAGAUGACAUGAUUCAAGGAAUAUCCGAGACAACAACACUUGUAGAACUCAGUCUUCUCAAUUCUUUUGUGAGUGAAGACUGCUCGUACAAUCCUGUUGAUAUUUUUAAUCAAUUUGUAAAUUUAGAAUAUAUUGACAUUGAUAAUCCAUGGGUAAUAAAUACUCCAAACGUACUCAAUAAUAUUUUAAAUUCAUCCAAGAGUAUAAGAUAUUGCAAUAUUAUGUUGCUUCCAGAUUGGGAUGCACCUGAUAUUUCAAUUAAAGAUUGGGAUAAUCUUCAAAACUUGGAACAUCUCGAUAGCAGUCUUCUUGCUAUUGCUUAUUCAUGCGAAAAUCUACAAAAAUUAGAUAUAAGUUCAUGCAUUUAUAUUACUGAAGAAGCUCUCAUGUCUUUAACGAGCUUGGAAAAUUUAAAAGAAUUAAGUGUCGGUAAUAUUGAUGGUGUUACAGAUAAUUUUAUCAGUCAAUUGAAAGGAUUAGAAAAAUUUUUUUGUGAAUAUUGUAAAAAUAUUACUGAUGCUGGUAUCAUCGAAUGUAUAGAAAAUUGUCCGGAACUUGACACUCUUAAUCUCUACCGCUCUAACAUUACAAUUAACACACUUACUGGUGCUGAUGAAAUAACUAAAAAUCGUACAAAUAAUAUUGCUUUGUGUAUAUUCUUUAAAGAUUUUGCAGGAGCUUCAACGUUAAAAAUUGAAUCUAACUGGUUAUAUCUCACGCCCCGGUGGUUUGAUAUUAAUUGA